GGAGGCAGGGUCAGCCAAAGCAGGCGCAGCGGGGACAUGAGGUCCCAGUCGGAGGCACGGGAGAGUAGCUGCAGCAGCAUCAGCAGCGGGAAGACCCAGAAGCCCCAAAGCCCCGAGAAGUUCCAGCGCGGCCAGGGCAAGAAAAAGCGCAAACGGGGCCGUGUGGUCGGCUUGAGCCAGCAGCGGCAGGCGGCCAACGCCCGGGAGAGGGACCGCACUCACAGCGUCAACAGCGCUUUCACCGCCCUCCGCACCCUCAUCCCCACGGAGCCGGCGGACCGCAAGCUCUCCAAGAUCGAGACCCUGCGCCUGGCAGCCAGCUACAUCUCCCAUCUGGAAAACGUGCUCUUGUUCCCACCCGAGUCGUUUGGGGGUCCCCAGGCCCACCCCCCGCUUCACUAUCUGCCCUGCCUGCGGGACAGCGAAGGAGGUGCUGGCGGCAGCCCCUACGGAAGCGUAGGAGCCCCGCGACCCAUCUGCACCUUCUGCCUCAGUCACCAGAGGAGGGUGUACAAAGAAGGGGAGAAGCAAUGAUCUAUUUUAAGUAUAUGUGGACAAUCCCUCAGAUGAGAAGCUUGUACAAGUAUUGCACCAAAUGGUGAAAUGAUUUAUGUAACUUCUUGGCACCCACAGAAUAUGUUUACAUGAAAUACAUUAAAUAAUGUAAAGAAGUCAUGUUUUAACACACACAUGGAAAAACACAUGGGUCAUACUCUUACAUUGCGACAAAUUUAUUUGGAUCAUCCUGCAAAUGAAACCUUAUACUGGGGGCAAAAGUUGCAUCUGGUGUGGCAGCUGUUUUCGUGCCAGAGAUGUUAAACUUAGCCAUCCUAGUCCUGAAACUCAGGGCUUGAAACAUAGACCACCUGAUGAAACUUGAGAUUUGAGACUUGCAGUGUUUUCUGUCAGUGGGAAUGCAUAACACCAUCGACUGAGUCUUGAAUGAAUAUCAGACUGAGCAUGGUCAACCUCCCAUUUUUCUAGCCCUACGCUCCAACUUUUAUUUAUGGUGAAAGAAGGAAAUCAAAUAUGUCAUCAGUAAUUUUGUUCAAGCUAAGGAAACAAGAAAGUGGUUAAUGGUUAUCUGAUGAGGAAAAUAGAUCCUCUCCCUCUGCCAACCCCCAAACAUCACAGAGAAAAGUUGUCAGUCACUGUUUCAAAAUAUAUCCAUAGAUGACUGUGGUGGAUCAUUAAGGAAUCGCUUACCUCUACCCCUUAAUCCUAGAAAUAAUGUUCGCUAUAAUUGGAUAAAGUUACCUCUUCAUUUUAAAAUUACCCUCUACAAUCAUAAUUAGAUACAUUACAUUAUGUAUUUUUAAGCUUGAUCAGAUACAACACAUCUUAAAUUCCACGCCAGUUAUGCCACCUGCUGAGUCUCCUGCAUACUACAUUGGCACUGGUCUUCUCAGGGUUACAAAUAAUACUAAAUAAAGUAUCCUUGCAAAUAGUCAUGUGCACUUGCCGAAAGCACAUAGGAGCAGGAAUAAGGAAUGAUAGAAUGAUUUCACUUCCAUUUCUCUCAAUCAACGUGCUUCAUAUGUGCUC
Messenger RNA from Vombatus ursinus (common wombat), 1545 nucleotides. RefSeq names its product basic helix-loop-helix transcription factor scleraxis-like. Bases 37 to 534 code for a protein of 165 amino acids. The record is from RefSeq and is a predicted model, not a curated record. The transcript has 2 exons. Gene Ontology annotation, molecular function: DNA-binding transcription factor activity, RNA polymerase II-specific; protein dimerization activity; RNA polymerase II transcription regulatory region sequence-specific DNA binding. Gene Ontology annotation, biological process: regulation of transcription by RNA polymerase II; developmental process. Lineage: Eukaryota; Metazoa; Chordata; Mammalia; Diprotodontia; Vombatidae.